Exophiala dermatitidis NIH/UT8656 is the source of this 4291-nucleotide messenger RNA. RefSeq lists its product as uncharacterized. NCBI's taxonomy places the organism in Eukaryota, Fungi, Ascomycota, Eurotiomycetes, Chaetothyriales, Herpotrichiellaceae. The coding region runs from base 802 to 1986 and encodes 394 amino acids. The record is from RefSeq and is a predicted model, not a curated record. The transcript has 5 exons.
AUUGUUAUCUCCAGUAUUCAUCGAUCAAGUCAGCUGGCUGUCGAUAAGGCGUAAUAUGUUGACAAGGGCGCGAACCAGCAGAUAAAACAAUGUUCUCGAAUUGCAAUCCGGCAGCGUGGUUCGAGUCGCAGAUUGAAAUUCGUAACCAGAUCGCCGGGUCCGAGUCACUAGCCGGCCACUCACGGCGAAAAUAAUGCAGGGCUUUCAGACGCACUUUACCAAACGGCGAACGGUGCCGACGGUGCUCAAAAAGCUUGAAUGUCAGUGCAGCUAUGAUACCUACGCUCAACCAGAUAACCGAUCCAGUCCAAGUCCGAUCAUUGGCAAGCUUGACCGCGCUCGGGCCUCCGAAUAUCGCAGAAUUGAGGUCCAAACGGUUGAUUUAUGGAAGUCAAAUCCCCAUAACGUCAACAUAUGGCCAACCAUUCUCCCUCGCUGUCAGGAAAGCUGCCGGGCAUGCCAGAUCACGGCCAUCGCAACCAGUUGCCGAUCUCCAGCCAUGUCCCAACUGGGUGCAAACGCAAACGCCCUAACCGUUAGUCGGAAUUGAGACUAUUAUUGACUGACAUCAGUUGGCCACGCAGCUGGUAAAUAUUGAGUGAUGAACCCGACUGCGCUGCCGAGGUCUGCUCUGAACCGUCAUGACAGGCCCUCAGGGUCGGCAGCGCCGGCUGCUCUUCUUCAAGCCUUUCAAAAUCUGGUCGUGCGACCACCUGGAUCAGCAGCGACAGUGAGAACACUGCUGCCGCUGCAGCUGCCGUCGUCGCUGCCAUUGUCGCCGUUACUGUCACCGUCGCCAGCAUGGCAGAUCUAGAUUCAGGGGCGGACAUGGCGCCAAAGCCGGGCUUCACCGCCGAAGCAUUCUCAUUAUAUGGCGUGGGAGUGGUUUUCAUCAUCGCGCGUCUCGCAGGAAAAAUCCGGCGGGUUGGAUUCAACAACCUCGAAAUUGACGAUGGGUUCAUCGCAUGGGGCCUGAUAUGGUACACGAUUCUGUGCGUGUCGCUCCAUGAGAUGGCCACCGGGAUCGGCUCGAAUUUCAUGACCGCCAAAGAAGAAGCAACUCUCACGCCAGAGACCACGGCGCAACGAGUCCGCGGGAGCAAAUGGGUCUAUGUUUCGGAACACGCGAUGCUCAUGACCAUUUGGAGCAUGAAGGCGGCCAUGCUCGUGCUGUAUGCGAGGAUCACUGACGGCCUUCGCCAACAAAGACUCCUCAUGGCACUUGUCGUAUGGGUCUGUUGUGCAUUCCUGGGAGACGAGUUGUCGCUGUUCCUUAUGUGCCGACCUAUCUCGCAGCAUUGGGCCGUUCCAACUCGUGACCCCACUCAAUGCGCCGCGUACCGGGACUAUCAGAUCGUCAACGCUGUAUUCAACAUCUCGACCGACAUCCUGAUUCUGGUGUUUGGCCUUCCGCCAGUUCUGAAGGCCCGACUGUCCAUCCAGCAGAAGGUGCUGUUGACCUUCCUUUUCGGCAUUGGGAUAUUCGUUAUUGCUGCCGCCACUGCUCGAGCCGUUUACUGUCUGGUUCCGUCUCUGAUCUCAUAUGUGUACAUGUACUGGUACUUUCGUGAGGCGUCGGUGGCCGUCUAUGUCACCACGUUGCCGGGUCUUUGGGUGUUCUUGCGUGAAUUCUUCCCCUUCCUCGGGAGAUUCACCAGUUGCAGCGGCAGCAAGCACACCGAGUCACAUUCAAUCAAGGAUCCCACCCCCUCCCGACGUCGACCGAGCAAAUAUCGCCACCCCUUGGACGCCAAAAGCUUUGAUUUCACGUUAGACAUGUGGCCCACCAGCGGGACCACGAUCAGCGGGCCACACCGCGAGAGCGCGAUACUAUCAGGCGGCCAGAGUCGUGGUCAUGGUCAUGGCUAUGGUCAAAUGAGUGAAGCGCGCUCGAUGAAACUUCUCUCGGACGACCAUGUGGAUCAUGAUAUUCGACAGGAAGCCUCCUUCCGUGUGGAGAACAUGCCCGAUGUGGAGAAGGGAUGAUGUGACAUAUGGCUCAGAAUGAGCUGAGAUAUACAAUAUUCCCACCAAUGGCUUGUUCGAUUGUUGGGCUCUUUCAGCAGACGCGGCAUAUAUUGAGCUUGAAUUGGCCGAACAAAGCACUAGAUCAGGUUCGUGGCGCUUCGAUAAGUGCCCAUUACGAUCUGAAGAAGAAUCUCUUGGCACAGUAAAAUACCUAUAACGGCCGCGACAGACAUGGAACGUGGGGGAUGAUACGCUACUGUGCGUUUGUCAUGACAUGAGUUUGUGGACUGUUGUCUACCUUAUGCUUCCCAGUUUGGCCGACCUCCUCUUCUGCUGGAGCAGCUCGCACAACCAGAUUCAUCCGUUCAGCUGUUGCCAAAUCGUGUUGCAACCCAAAGACCAUAUCUCCGCGAUAGCCCUGUGGGUAAAAUGGCGUCAACAAGGAAGAACGCCCACAGGUGCUGCCUAUGGGACCAUACCUGCUUGGGACACCACCAUACCUCCCCAGGCCGGGACUCGCGGCGAUUCACCAGUGAGUCGCUAGUUUGACUUCUUGGAUGAUGGCCUUGAGACUUUCCACGUCUUCUGUCUUCCAGAUACAUGCACUGUCUAGCCGGUCCAAGUUGUUCUGGAGGAUCUUUCUGUGUCCGUCGUCGUGCACGGUCUUCAGCGACUCCUGUCCCAGGGUGACGAGGGUGCGACACUCUCGAGCUGCGGCCCAGAAGUCGUUGACAAGUGCAGGAUAAUAGGAGGUGUCGUAAGGAACCUGCAUGUCGGAGUCCUCGCCGGCCUCGAGCUUCCAUAGCCACUCUUGCAUAUGUUCAGGUCGCUUGGCGUCUGAAUAGAAAUGAGCAAACAUGGUGCCCGUGACCACUUCCUCAUGUCUGGCAUUGAAGAAUGGUCGGGGAACCCAGAGGACGUGCCUCUGAAAUUCUGCCGAGCAGAUUGUAAGAUCGAGAGCUCUCUGAUCAUAGGCAUGUUCUAGGUCUUCUUCCGGUCGCCAAAUAGGGUAGCCGAAGGCUUUGGUCAAGAUGGUCACCGACCGAGGAUGCACACGGGUGAAGAAGAUCCCCGUGUUCAUGCCCCAUUCGUCGUGGGCAAUGACCACGUUAGUAUCCUCAAACACUUUGUCCGAUAUGUUUGGGACGAAGACUUCCAAGGGUAUCUCCCGGUUGAUAGCAACGCUGUCUGCAUCAAACCACAUGAGCCACUCGAGGCGUGUGUCUUGCGGCUUCGAGAGUUCGUGCACUAGCAAUGAUAUGAGAUAUAGAGUCUUGCUCCAGUAUCCCUCGGCCACUUCUCUCCGGAGAACAUAUAGCGGAUAGUUGUGCCGAGCGGCAUGGCGAGCGUGAGAGUCAAUGGCGCGGUCGUACAGGGCGGUGUCGUUGCCGUAGGCCAUGCUGACCAGUCCAAUGUGGCCACGGUCCCCAUGUGCGAGAAGUGUACUCGGCGUCUGAGACUCUGCAAGCACUUCGUAGGUAUGAUUUUCUUGCUCACCGGGCGCCUCGGGUCGAAGGAACUGGGUGUUAUCAAACGGAGUGAUUACAAAGAUGAUAAGUAGGACAAUGGCCACCGAGGCCCACAGCCGGAAACCGAGCCGUUGUGAGCUGCCAGUGGUUGGCAUUGCCCAUGCCGAGAACGCCAUUUGGUCGAAGGUCAUUGUGGUUAAGAGCUGCUUCGAAGGCUAAGUGCGACAGAACAAUGAAUCUAGCGCAGAAAUAGAAGUUCGCCGCCGGUUGGGUAGCAAGCAGAUCGUGGUGGGCAAUUCUGAAUCCGACGCUGACCUUGAAGAGAAGGAAGAGGUCUAGGAAGGCAGGAGGGAGAAACAACAAUGCGCCUAGGCACAGGAAUAGAAAUCUGCCUACCCUCUAAAGCGGGCAGGUCUCCUUAGGAAGUUUUGGGCCGGGCAGUGAGCUCAGAGGAGCUGGAAAGAUGCGGUGAGGCAAGGGAAAGGAACAGCACCGAAUCCAGAUGCUGGACGGAAAGUUCGCCUCCACCUAGAUAGCGAUCAGCUUUGAUAGGCGGUUCUGAACCCAGUAACUGCCUCAACAGAGACGAGGAGAGGUGGCGAGGCAGGGAUUAUGAACAGCGCAGAGUCAAGAGAAGACCGGGGUGCUCGGCGGCAAGCAGCUAGAAAGCAGCAUAUGGCAUGGAGUAUUUGGCCCAACAAUGAGCGGUCUCAGAGAAGAUGUGUGAUGCGUCAAGGUCGUGUUAAGGAACAACAAGCAGGUCAGUGCUCCAGAAAGGGGCAGAAGAAGAUGGGGAUAUGCGGUAGCUGUGUAAAGCACACAACAGGUCACUGUGCAAGACAAGUUGUGGGCGA